Chaetomium strumarium is the source of this 1122-nucleotide messenger RNA. RefSeq lists its product as uncharacterized. The record is from RefSeq and is a predicted model, not a curated record. The coding region runs from base 1 to 1122 and encodes 373 amino acids. The transcript is spliced from 2 exons. NCBI's taxonomy places the organism in Eukaryota, Fungi, Ascomycota, Sordariomycetes, Sordariales, Chaetomiaceae.
AUGUCCCCCCUCCUUGUUCCGGUACUACUCCUAAUCUGCGCACAUCAAGCCGCUGGCCUCGCCCUGUUAGGCCGGUCCCGGCGCCGGAAUAAUGCAACACUGCCUCUGAUCGAGAGACAAGGCACGGUCAUCGCCACCAGAUACACAACCAUCUUCGCAAGCGGCGAUGGAUCAGAGCCGCGGACUGCCAACUCCGGAUAUGAAUGCCGCGUCGACUUACUGAACGACCUCUGGGGAUUCUGCCCUACCACCGUCAUCGCGGCAACGGACUGCGGCCUGGCUGGCGCUUGUGUCGACAGUUUUGACUGCUCUAAGGGAUGCGGCCUUACAAAUGCUCCCUUAACCACCUUUACCUGCUCCGACGCCGAAGCCCCAUUCUGCUCAACCGCUCUCCUCACGCUGUCCAACAAUGUCGGCCCAUAUUCCUACAUCGCCUGUGGGGAAAGUGCUAAAACAGACCAUUACAUGGUCUUCACAACAGAAGCGGUCACAACCUCCAUUACAAAACCGACAUCAUCAUCAAUCCCAUCUUCCACAGCGUCGUCGUCGUCGGCAGCGGACUCCCAGAGAACUUCAACUUCCUCGCCAGACGGCGCAGCCCAGUCCACCACCAACUCCCAGAGCAGCGGCAUCGCCCCUUCUAGCGGCGACAUAUCCACAGCCGUCGACACCCAAUCCACCACCGAUGCCAACAACCCCCCCAGCAGCGGCCGUUCCAACAACAACAGUAACAGUAACAACAACACAGGGGCUAUAAUAGGUGGCGUCGUGGGCUGCUUAGCCCUCCUCUGCAUAUGCUGUGUCGCAACAGCGUGGGUUCUGCGGCGGAACAAAAAGGCCACCGCAACCGCAUCCGCAUCCGCCUGCGAGUCUUCCGGCGGCAGCGAUCCCUCGGGUCAGGACGUGGCGAAUAAAUCGCCGCCGCCACCGCCAGGGUAUGGAGUGGAGGAGCUGGCGGGGUAUCCCGUUGCGGAGCUGUCUGCGCGGGGGCCGGCGGCGUAUGAUACCAGUAGUAGUCCUUGGAAGGGUGGCACUGUGUAUGAUGGGAAUGGGCGGCUAUAUAUGGCGCCGGUGGAAUUGCCUGCUUCUCCUCGUCCUGUUGUUGGGUUUGGGGUGAGGUAG